This is a messenger RNA of Oncorhynchus keta (chum salmon), 5922 nucleotides long. RefSeq names its product thyroid hormone receptor-associated protein 3-like. Gene Ontology annotation, biological process: mRNA processing; positive regulation of transcription by RNA polymerase II. The transcript is spliced from 11 exons. Lineage: Eukaryota; Metazoa; Chordata; Actinopteri; Salmoniformes; Salmonidae. Gene Ontology annotation, molecular function: transcription coregulator activity; mRNA binding; DNA binding. Bases 633 to 3599 code for a protein of 988 amino acids. Gene Ontology annotation, cellular component: exon-exon junction complex; mediator complex. The record is from RefSeq and is a predicted model, not a curated record.
AUAUUUGAGAGAAAAUAACCUCUCUUUUUGUUUUGCAUAUGGAACAUUUCUGUAAUAUUUUAUUUCAGCUCAUGCAACAUGGGACCAACACUUUACAUGACGCAUUUACAUUUUUGUUCUGUGUACGUUUGACCGGGGGAUACCAGGAAGGAAAUUUGACCUGUGUGCGUGCGUGCACCGAGCACAAGUCACACCCCCUGCUGCGCUGCGAAGGAAGGCUCUACUGUAGCCAGUACUAUAGCUUCAUAUUGUAUGCGUUCUCGGAGAAUUUCUCCACUUUUGAAUUCAUUCCUCGUGAGCGCACAGUGCAGUGUCGCAUUACAACUGCUCUAGCUAUUUAAUGUGACAUGAAUACGAAACCGAUCUGAUGAAAGGCUUGUUGAACGAGCUGAUAAACGUCAUCCCCGCACAUUUUUCGGUCAAUACGAUGCUUGACACGCAGUAGUCAAAGUUAGCUCAUCUGGCCUGUUUAUUCGGAUUGCAACCUAUCAUCUAAAAUUAUUUGGUUGAUAGUGUGACAGCAACGGAUCCUCCGCCUGCUGUCACCCAAGAAGCUAUACGACCCGGACCCGCCAGAGGAGCGUGAAAAAAACAAACAUCGGAGGCUGUCGUCUCAGAGGUUGCCUGCGGUGAUGUCCAAGGCAACGAAGUCAGCAUCCAAGUCUCGGUCCCACUCUGGGUCCUGGUCCAGAUCUCGCUCUGCCUCCCGCUCCAGAAGCAGCUCACGGUCCAGAUCUAGGAAACAUCGCUACAGGUGGCUAACAACCUCUAGGUCCCGCACUCGCUCGCGUUCCAGAUCUCAUUCUCCAUCCCACAAUAACCGAGAGCGGAACUACCCAAGGGAGUACCAGAAUAAUAACCGCGAGUUCCGGGGCUACCACCGAGGCUUCCGGAGGCCCUACUACUUCAGAGGCCGAGGGCGUGGUUACUUCCCACGGGGGCGCUUCCAGAGGGGUGGGGGAGGUGGCUACAACAACAACUACCGCCCCAAUAACUGGCAGAACUACAGGCAGCACCCCCAACAACAGCAGCAGCAACAACAACAGCAGCAGCAACACCCCCACAGCCCGAGACGGGGACGAUCCCGUACCCCUAAAAAGCGCCCGGGUAGCCCUCGUUCCCACAGCCACUCCAAGGUCUCGGACCGCUCUUCCUCGCCCCGAUCCCGGCAUUCCCGCCACUCCUCUACCUCACAUUCCUCCUCUCCCACACGCAGGUCGGGCUCUGGGUCAGCCACGCAGAACUCUAAGGAUGUCAAGGAGGAGCGCUCUGCCUCCAAGGAGGUCCAGAAGAAAGGAGGAGGAGAAGGAGAUGGCGAGCCCGUGGAGAUCACAGGGGUGUCUGCAGGGCCUGAUGGGAGCGCUGGUGGGGACAAGCCCAAGGCUAACUGGCAGGGUGUGACAGAUCAUAGCAACAGCACCAGCCCCAGGGGGUCAAGUCCUCAGGUGCGCUCAGCUGUUAUCAUUGGUCAGGGUGCCCCAGCUUCGACCCAGUCUAGUCCCUCUCCUAAAAGCACUAAUGCUAAUGGCUCCAAUUCCAAUGGUGCCCCCUCAUGGCAGAUUCAGACAGUGGGCAGUUCACCUUCCACCAAAAGCUCUUCUCAGAAAAGCCCCACACCUGUGUUCUCUGGCUUUGGCUUCUUCUCUAAAGAUGACAACCUGGCAGGAGAUAAAGCAGCUAUCUCCUCAGUGUUCAAAAGGUUCUUGGAAGAGCACAAUCAUAAGAAAAAGCAGUCUGCUUCGGAGAAUGGCAGAGAGAUGGAAACCAAUGAUGGGGAUGUUGAGCGGGAGAAAGGGAAUGGCAUGAAGGCCUCUGGGGGCAUCUUUGACAGAGAGCCCGACAAAGGGGAGAACGAGAAGUACAAGUACAUGGAAGACUUUGACGAUGACCGGAACGUGUCGUUGAACAGCUUCUUGAAAGCCUCCCCUUUCUUUUCCUGCGAUGGCGAGGAAGAGGACGAGGAGACGAUACCCAAGUCACGUCCCAAGGUGCUCCGCAAAGAGCGUGCCCGGGAGGACGACGGGUCGCCCAAGCCCAAGAGCAAAGUCAUCCUCUCGGCCAGGGAGCUAUUUGAGGAGCGCUUCGGCAAGUGGGAGGACCUGGCCUACUUGCAGGCGGCUGCCAAAGACGAUGAUCUUGAUGCCAUGGCGGAGGAGAUUUACCGCAGCCAGAAGCAGGAGAAGGCCAUGGCCAUAGCUGCGGCCUUAGCCAAGAGAGAGGCCAUAGCGGGCAUGCUCAGAGGCUUCUCCCCGGAGAACGUCAGCAAAGACAGGAGGAUGGAGAAAGCUGCCUCCAGCCUGUCCCCCAUCCCCGCACCACGGAGGAACUCUGACCGGGAGAUGUUCAUGGUCAGGGGGGAGGACUCUCCCCCAAGGGGCUCUGGGAAAAGAGGAGCAGAGUUCAGCGUCAGAAUGGAUUCCCUCAGAGAUGACGUGGCAAGCUCCUCUGGUGUUAUGGUUGGUGAGCGACGGUUAUCACGGGAUCUUGUGCAUCCUACUAAAAAGGAGCAGGAGUUUCGCUCUAUCUUCCAGCACAUUCAGGCCACACAGUUACAAAGGAGUCCCUCGGAGCUGUUUGCACAGCACAUUGUCACCAUUGUCCACUACAUUAAAGCACAGCACUUUCCAUCCAACGGAAUUACUCUAAAUGAGCGAUUUGCCAUGUACCAAAGAAGAGCUGCGCAAAAAGAAAUGAUGAAGCCAAGAAAGAGCCCAGAGAUACACAGGAGAAUUGAUGUUUCUCCCAGUGCUUUUAAGAAACACUCUCACCUGUUUGAGGGGAUGAAAAGCUCCGGGGAUGGCAGUUACAAGGACGAAGGUAAAAAAAUGAAGGGUGACUCAAUGGACCUUCGUCUGGAUAUUGAGCGCCGUAAAAAAUAUUCCACCCGGGAGAGUGAUUAUAAACAGGAUAGGGGGAGAGAUUCAGGAGACUCCCCAGAGGCUAGCAGGGAGAGGUCCGCUGAGAAAUCCUCCAAGCACCACAAGAAGUCCAAGAAAAACAAGAAGAAGCCAUCUCGCUCCUCCUCUUCCUCUUCUUCUGCCGAAUCUCACAGGGGAGGAGACUAUCCCCACGAGGAGCCUGAGCCCAAAGACGAAGGCUUUAACAAGGCCAGGCUGGGGCCUCGGGGGGACUAUGGCGGUCCCACGGAGAGGGGACGAGGACGCGGAGGCUUUCAAUUUAGAAUAAGAGGAAGGGGCUGGAACAGGGAAAAUGACCAGGGAAACAAUUCCAACAGUAAUACCGCUAACAUUUGCAUACCAGUUCACCCCAAGAAUGAGGACUGGGACCCAGAGUACACCCCCAAGAGCCGAAAAUACUACUUGCAUGAUGACAGGGAGGGCGAGAGGAAGUGGGUGGACAACCGAGGACGUGGAGGACGGGGGAACUUCCUGCGUGGCAGCAGGGGCCAUUUCAUUAUCCGGAAGGCCAGCGUUGGCCCACCCAACAACCACGCCAACAACAACAGCAGCCCCAAGUGGACACAUGACAAGUUCCAGGUCAACGGGGGGAAGGAGGAGGGCGAGCCCCAGGAGGAGGACACAGAGCAGGACCACAAAGACCAGGAGAAGUCUGAAGACAUGGAAAACGCUGAGCAGUGAGGGAGCUCAGGGAGAGAGAAACAUUGUACCAGCACAGUGGAAAUGUUCUACUGUCUCAAGUCAUCUGGGUCGUGUUGAAAUGGAUGAAAACGGACUGAAACAGGGGAGGAAAGGACUACCUGGACUUGUCCAAUAACAAACACUGUCCCAAUAACAAAACUACCUGGACUUGUCCAAUUAGAAAAGACCCUGCUCACAGCCUAUAUCACAAUCACAAUGGUUGGACAUGGGAGAGCUUUGCCCAUGCACAAAUACACACAUUAGGAAUCAAUCAGGACUCACUAUCUUUACUUAACAUUAUGUUAUACAUUUGUCAGGGUAUAGCUAACUUGUGUUUUAUCUGCUUAUAGUAGAAACACUGUUAGACAGUGAACUGCUGUGUUGGAAUAGGAAAUCUACGUAACCAACCUCUGCACUUGAUAGGUUAGCGCGAUGAAUAGUGCAUUGUGGGGUGUUAUGCCUCUUAGUACAGGGCUGAUGCAACAUUGCAUAACACUUUUUAAAAACAUUUUUAUAUCUUGACGCAAAAAAGUCACAUUUUUACAGAGCAUGACAGGAGGAUCUUUUUGUGCCUUAGACUUAAUAAAAUAUGUCGGACACAUAUUUAAAUAAUUAUAUGACAUUUGAGGCCAAACAGAUUAAUACUAUACUAGAAGAUAAACAUUUUAUUUAUUUAUUAUACAGUAGUGAUAAAUCGUACACUAUUACACAGUAGAUAUAUUUUUAGACCAGUUUAGCCAUCAACUGCAGAAAAUACAGUAUGCUGUUGACUUUAGCAAGUUUUAGGAUUCAAAUACGUAACCUACGGAUUCAAAUAAGUAACAUUCAACUACGUAACAUGCAACUUUGCAGCAUGUUUCUGGAUUCUACCAGGCUAAAGUACAGCUAGAGGCAAUCGAAUCCCCUUUUUACAUGACAACUGUGCCAGUGUCUAAUGGUCUAUAUGGUUUAGACCGUAUGGUUUAUAGUGGUCUUGCUAGUCCAGCAUCUUGCAAGUGACCCCUCUGACAAUGGGACCAAAUUGGGUCAAAGGUUAUAUUCUACAGACCUGCACUGUGGAGUGAAACAAGAUGCUCACAGUCCCCUAGAAGAGCAAACAGCAGUGGUGGGAAAAUUACCCAAUCGUCAUCCCUUAAAAGAAAAUGACUCAAGUAAAAGUUGAAAAAUUCUACUUGAGUAAAAGUCUAAAACUAUUUGAUUUUAAAUAUACUUAAGUAACAAAAGUUAAUAAAAAAAAUAUAUACUUAAGUGUCAAAAGUAAAAGGAUAAAUAAUUUAAAAUUCCUUAUAUUAAUCAAACCAGCACCCUUUUUUUUGUUUUUUAAAUGUAUGGAGAGCCAAGGGCACACUCCAACACUCAGACAUAAUUAACAAACAAAGCAUGUGUUCUAUGAGUGCGCCAGAUCAGAGGCAGUAGGGUUGACCAGGGGCGUUCUCUUGAUAAGUGCGUGAACUUUACUGCCCCGGGCUAAGCAUUCGAAAUGUAAAGAGUACUUUUGAGUUUCAGGGAAAAUGUGCGGAGUGAAAAGUACAUUAUUUUCUUUAGGAAUAUAGUGAAGUCAAAAUUAUAAACAGUAAAGUACAGGUACUCCCCCCCCCCCAAAAAAUACUUAGGUGGUGCUUUAAAGUAUUUAAGUACUUUACACCACUGGGAAACAGAGAUUGUUAAAUAAAAUGGCAUACCCUGUCUGCAAAGUCACAAUGGGCUACCUGGAUGUUUAUCUUGUCUAGUUUGUUGAGAAUCCUCUAUUGGAUUGUUAUAUCUUGUACAUUUCAAAACUGUUAACUUGGUCUUGGGUUGGGUGUGUGUACUACUUAUUAAUGGCUCAAUUUAUAAUUAUUUGUAGCAAUUAAUGCUUCCUUUGUAUAUGAAGAAAAAAAAUGGUGAUUGAUUAUAUCAUGGCAUUGAUUAGAUCAUGGCACACUCAAUGCUUUGAUGUGGUUUUCUCAUUGAAUGGGGACUUUUCCCCCUUGUGCAACGUCUGUUAAGUUUUGAUUGCUGAGUAGUAUGUGUGGGGUGCAACACAGUAAACUUUGGUUGAAUAUAAAAUAAAAUAACUUCUAAGGUAUUUGAAUUUGAUCCAAAAUGAUUUGUGCUGUUCAAUAAAAUAUAGUUUAUAAAAAAUUAUAGAAAAAGUAGACUGUUGCACUACUUGGAUUUGUAUGUCUUGCUGUGGGAGGCACUACUCUUUAAUGUACAUGAUAAAUGUUGUGGUUGACACUUUCAUGUUCAAUUUUAUGUGGUUGGGGCAAUAACUUUUUUAAAUGGUUCCUGUAGCCAAUGUUUUUCAGAUGUAAAUUAAAAAGAACUUUGGUUAAUUUAA